AUGUCUGGUAUCGAUGACAAGCCAUUGGAACUGCUGACGCAGUCUGGAUCCAUAUCCGCCGGUCGUGGGAAAAGAGACUCGUACCAGGAAGGCUAUGUGUCCGAAACCACCACGCGUGAUAUCACCGCCCUCGAAAUCGCAUCGAUAGGCUGGAGCAUUUGCAACAGCUGGGUGGGCGUUCUGUCAACACUCGCGUUCAACGUCGCAAAUGGCGGGUCGCCGGGUCUUCUCUAUGGCCUCUGGUUCGUCUUCAUCAUGUACGGCUUUGUGGUGUAUACGUUGGCGGAGUUAGCCCGUGUUUAUCCUUCAGCGGGCGGUCAGUACCAUUGGACGGCGGUUGUGGCCCCGAAGUGGUGCGCUCGUGCUACGAGCUACGCAUGCGGUAUGAUCAACAUAUUUGCCUGGGGGGCGCUUUCUGCCGGCGUGGCCAUCAUCCUUCCGCAACAAUUACUGGCUCUUGUUAUCACCUACAACCCUUCCUACGAGGUCGAGCGGUGGCAUGUGUUCCUGAUCUACCAGUCUGUAUGUGUGAUGUGCCUGCUGCACAACAUUUUCAGCCUCCGACGGACUAUGUGGCUGUUCGAAGUCAUUUUUGCGUUAUCGCUCGCUGCUUUCAUAGCCGCCACAGUCACUUCUCUAGCACGAGCCCCUCAUUUCCAAUCGAGUAAAGCCGUUUGGGUUACAUUCGUUGACUUGAGCGGUUGGGACAACAAAGGACUGGUAUUUUUUAUUGGGCUUCUUACUCCAGGUUACAUGUAUGCUGGAAUAGAUGGAGCCAUCCAUCUAGCAGAAGAAGCUCGUAAUGCUCGAACAGCCGUCCCCAAAGCUCUUGUGUCGAUCUGGGGCAUAGGAUUUCUGACAUCCUUCAUAGUAGCGGUUGCAUCCAUGUAUGCCGUCCAAGACUUCACGGCGGUUGCGACAACAAAGAGUGGCUUCCCUAUUUUCGAACUUUGGCGCCAAGCAAUGGAUUCCGAGGCUGCAGCAACUGCUUUCUUAGUCUUCACACAUGUAGCUGGAUACAUGGCCGUCUCAGGGUGCCAGCAGACCGCCUCGCGCCUGACUUGGUCAUUUGCCCGCGACUCUGGUUUGGUUGCCUCUUCGAAGAUCGCCCUCAUAGACGAACGAUGGCAGGUUCCCAUAUGGGCUCUCUGUGCAAAUGGAGUCAUGACAUUCCUUAUUGGAUGUGUCUACCUCGGGUCUUCAACAGCCUUCAACGCAUUUAUUGGUACAGGCCUCAUCCUUCAGCUUGUCACAUUCGCAUUUCCUGCAGCGCUAUUAUUAUUAACGGGUCGACCAAAACGCUUUUUACCGCCCAACCGUACCUUUGGGUUGCCGAUUGCUUUUGGCUGGGUCGCAAACGUCGUCACCGUUGCAUUUGCUCUUUUCUGCCUCGUCUUCUAUUGUUUCCCUCCGGCCAGACCAGUGACCGGGUCGAACAUGAAUUACGCGCCAGCUGUUCUUGCAGUGAUAGGCAUCUUUAUUGUUGCAAACUGGUUCUUGCAUGCAAGGAAACAUUAUCACGGACCACAGCUAGAAGAUCUGAUUGCAUUGUAAUUUGAAAAAGUGCUCCAGCCUCAUUCAUUCCAAACUAUAUCUAUAUUUUGAUUUUAG
Molecule: messenger RNA, 1611 nt
Organism: Bipolaris sorokiniana ND90Pr
Lineage: Eukaryota; Fungi; Ascomycota; Dothideomycetes; Pleosporales; Pleosporaceae
Exons: 7
Coding region: 1-1554 (517 amino acids)
Biological process (GO): transmembrane transport
Cellular component (GO): membrane
Molecular function (GO): transmembrane transporter activity
Source: RefSeq, a predicted model, not a curated record